Lymnaea stagnalis (great pond snail) is the source of this 189-nucleotide messenger RNA. The record is from the annotation of a GenBank genome assembly. NCBI's taxonomy places the organism in Eukaryota, Metazoa, Mollusca, Gastropoda, Lymnaeidae.
UCAGCCUUAAUCUGCCUCACCUGUACAGACGCGCCUGAAGUGGCGUUCACCAACUACCGCCUGAUCCAGAGCGUGGGGCUCGCCAUCAUUUUCGGCUCAGGGACGUGGAUGUGCGUGUCCACCAAGCUUUACCUGCUCAUGACGCUUCUGGUUGUGGCCAUCAUGUUCUACGUCCUGGCAGAGUACAGG